GGAGAGGCUAGUAUAUGAGUUGGUCACAACAGGAGAGCUGCUAGUUGAUCUGGGGUCUGACCAAACUUCAUGUCAUAACCCAUUCAGCGGGGGGUACUAUCCAGUACAGCUUGGCUUUGAGGAAGCAAAGCAGCUCCUUUCCACCAAUCCAGGGAAGUUCCGGACCUUGGUACAAGAGAGUCUGAAGAGACAUGUGGCUGCUAUUAACAGACUAGCUGAUAAGGGAAUGUUUUUUUGGGAUUAUGGCAAUGCUUUUCUCUUGGAAGCUCAAAGGGCUGGUGCUGAUGUUGAGAAAAGAGGAGCCAAUAAAACAGAAUUUCGAUAUCCUUCCUAUGUUCAGCACAUCAUGGGGGACAUUUUUUCUCUGGGAUUUGGGCCAUUCCGCUGGGUUUGUACCUCAGGUGACCCACAGGAUCUUGCUACCACUGACUCAAUUGCCAUGUCUGUGCUGGAAGACUCUAUACGUCAGGGAGUGAGCACAUCUGUGAAGCAGCAGUACCAUGACAACAUCCGCUGGAUUCGGGAAGCUGGUAGGCACAACUUGGUUGUUGGCUCUCAAGCUAGAAUCUUAUAUUCUGAUCAGAGGGGUCGUGUGUCUAUAGCCAUGGCUAUUAAUCGAGCGAUUUCCGAAGGAAGGAUUAAGGCUCCAGUAGUCCUCAGCCGAGAUCACCAUGAUGUGAGUGGGACCGACAGUCCUUACAGAGAAACGUCAAACAUUUAUGAUGGAUCAGCCUUUUGCGCAGACAUGGCGGUACAAAACUUUGUAGGAGAUGCAUUCAGAGGAGCAACAUGGGUUGCUUUGCACAACGGUGGUGGAGUUGGCUGGUAAGAACUUAUUUAUGUUUCAAAAGCUGGACUCUGA
This is a messenger RNA of Leptosomus discolor (cuckoo roller), 862 nucleotides long. The record is from RefSeq and is a predicted model, not a curated record. Lineage: Eukaryota; Metazoa; Chordata; Aves; Leptosomiformes; Leptosomidae.